Molecule: messenger RNA, 3038 nt
Organism: Marmota monax (woodchuck)
Lineage: Eukaryota; Metazoa; Chordata; Mammalia; Rodentia; Sciuridae
Gene: Dglucy
Product: D-glutamate cyclase
Biological process (GO): glutamate metabolic process
Molecular function (GO): D-glutamate cyclase activity
Source: RefSeq, a predicted model, not a curated record
AUGGCGCUGGCUUUGCUCAUCACGAGUCCCCGUGGCCCAGUCACAGGAGGUUUGGCGUCCUUCAUCCUCCUCCGGAGGCCCGACCUUCCCUCUGCCAUAAGGAGCUUGAUCCUACAGAGGAAAGCAAACAUCAGAAACACAUCCAACAUGGCUGCGGGGUUCCGGCCAGCCAGCUUGGUGGUCCUGCACAGGUCCCUGGUGCCAGCCUUCGAGAGGUUCUGCCAGGCCAACAGUGGUCCUCUGCCCCUGCUGGGCCAAAGUGAGCCAGAGUAGUGGAUGUGGCCCACCCUGGGUGCUGUCCCAGGCAUCAGGACAGUCUGUCCCCAGUUCCAGAAAUAUGAAUGUGGUGACUGCGCGGGCUCCCUGAUCUCGCUGGGGGAGUACUUGGAGCAGCUGAAGGACAUGGUGAUCUUCGUCUUAGACUGCAGCUUCUCCCUGGAAAGGGCCUUGGAGAAGGUGGGGCUCCCCGGAAGAGACCCAAAAGGUCUCAGCCACGCAGGAGCAUACCAGACAACAGUGCCUGGUGCCCCGGUUGCUGGUUUCUGCUGCCCUCUGGUGGCCACAAUGAGGACUGUUCCCAAAGACAAGCUGGAAAGGCUGCUGCAGGCCCCUUGCUCCAUGGGAGGUGACCAAGGACAACCCUUUCACACUGGUGACCCAGAACUGUUGGGAAUCAAAGCACUCUCUAGGCCUGACUAUGGGGAGCCCGUGGAGUGGUGGCCAGGGGACAUCCCAGUGUUCUGGCCUUCUCCACUGACCAGCCUCGAAGCUGUCAGCAGCUGCAAGGCUCCAGUGGCUUUCACCAGCACUCCAGGACGCACGGUAAUGACCGCCCUGAAGGAUACAAAGACUCGGACCAGCUGUCUCAGCCCUGAGGCGACCCCAGAGGUCCACCACGUUUCCCCAGACCCUCUGCACUGUAGCAUUGCAUCAGCUUCCGCUGUUCAGAAGAUCAGAGAACUGGAGGCGAUCUCCAUAGACCCAGGACGUGAGAAAGAGCCGCCUCUGCUUAGUGCCCCCUUUGUGCCAGGCAGUCGGCGGGCGCCACCUCAGGGAGCCAUCACGGCCGUCCUGGCUGCCGCACUCCCCGGAAGCCCUCUGCCCUUGCUCCCUGGCAGAUUUGACCACCUGGUGGCCACAGAGCGCGGGGAGGGCUGCCGAUGGCAGGCGGGGAGGAUGAAGAUCAAGCAUGUGGUCGAUGCCACUGACCACCUUUUCCUCGCAGCACAGAGGAUUCCUGGAGUCUCUCCAGCUGGUGAGUGGGUGGCACUGAGGACUCCACCAAACCUCCUCUGGUCGGCCGGGAAGACAGUCUGGAAAGGGUUACGCGGGUGCAAUGGCUCUCCACUCCAAAGACGCUCUGUUUAUCACGAAGCUGAGCACCAGCCGGUUCCUAACCUGUUGGCUGACCACACGCACCUGGAGAACCCCAAGGCCCUCCCUGGGUCCCAGCGGAUCUAUAUAUUUCUUUCUUCUCCCUCCCCUCUCCCCUCCCCCUCCACUACUUCUACUUCUGCCUCAUUUUUUUUCUUUUUCCAGGAAGCAAAAAUGUUGGACAUCCUGGUGCCGCCCAGAGUCUGGAGUGGAGGCUUGGGUGUCUUAGGCAUGGAGGUGGACGGGCUCCCCUUCCACAGUGUCCACGGAGAUGAUCAGAAGCUGGUGGACACCACCAAAGCACAUGUGUGAUCCUUAAUGUCACAUGCAUGCCAAGUUCCUCCCCAGUGGCCCAGCCUGCAUCCAGAGUUCCCCGAGACCCCCAGCUUCUUCCCACGGCAGCCUUGCAAGUCAACACUGGUCCUGGGUGAGCCACAAGCUCACCACGGGCCCAGGAAGCUGCAAGUCUGCUUCCCAGGAGGGGAUAGUACCAGGAGGGACAUUUCUCUGGGCUCCCAGUCUCUGCUUUGGUUCCUGGGACCCUGGCACAUUCUCUCAACCCUCCUCCACACCGGCUGCUCCAAGCUCCCAUGCCAAGUCCACCCAGAGAAGCUUCUUGCCUGUCAUUUAGGAGGACCCCAGUGAAUGACUGACUGCUUUGGGGCUUUAGGGAAGGAUUACUCACCACCCACCCAAAUAUUUAUAAUUUUAAAAUGCUCUUUUUCAAAUAGCAUUUUGUUUACUCAGGCAAGAGAUUCCUCCAGCCAUCACCUCCCAGGUUGUGUUGUCCUCUUCAGCCCUGACACUGCCACCUCCUCCCCAUCUCCUCAUCCCCACCCUGAGCGGGGCCCCUUGGCCUCCCUGCACCAUAGGGCAGUUCACCCCUGGAGCCCAAGGGUGCUCAGGGCCCAGGGCGCAGGCCUGUCAGAGUCCUCCUGGACAGCUCUGAUCAGCCCACCCUACCCCUCUCUCAACUCCAGCUGCACAUUUUCCAACAAAGUCAGAAACUGAGUCACCAACCAUAUCCCAUUAUACUCUCACAUCUUGGACCAGGACAGCUUCUUGUGUGGGACCCUGCUGAGUGACACUGACUCAUUCAGAUUGCAGGGAGGGGCAUCUGGCCACCAGAGAGGCCUCCCAGUGUUUGUUGGGCCUGUUUAAUUUCAUUUUAUUCAACAUGCUGGUUUAAUGUGCAUUCAUCGUGAAGAAGGAACUAGCCCUCCUUUUUUUUUACAGACUUGACACUCCUGUAAAACACAGGUAGAUAGGGAAUGGGUAGGGGGUAACUUCCAGCUCUCUCUAUACAGUGUAUCUGGGCGGAAUUAGUUGGGGUGGGGUCUCUGUCCAGACCUCCUUUGUCAUUCUGCAGGGGUUCUACCUACAGGGUCUUGGCUCUUGCUGGUGUGGCAUCAGGCGAUGCACCCAGAAUAGGCACUCAGUCCCCACCUGUGACCUCACAGCUCUCUGUGAACCCACACCAAAUUCCCUGGCCACCUUUCCUCCAGUUAUAAUUUUUGUCCUUGAUUUGGGACAUAGAGUUCCAUGUCAUGAGGGGUGGGGUGGGAGGCUCUGAUGAAGAUGGUACCCUGACAUUUUUGAAAUCUUGAUGGCUAUAAGAGGAAAAGAUGCCCAUGUUCUUCUGAAUCACAUUUCGGGGGAAGACA